GCCGCGUGGCCUAUCCUACCCACUUCGGAGCCAAGCCGCCAGCGCGAGAGGUCUUCGGGACCAGCUUAAUUAAACCAAGUCGAAAAUAUCAGCCAACAUGCGUCUGUAUCUGUCCGUCAUUUUGUUGCUGUCGGCCAUUUUGUCGUGCGCGACGCAGGCGCAGUACCCGCGCCCGCGCCGUCCAGAGCGCUUCGACACUGCCGAGCAAAUCUCAAAUUAUUUGAAAGAGCUCCAGGAAUAUUACUCUGUGCAUGGACGAGGAAGAUAUGGCAAACGACAAAUGCACAUAGCGGACGCAUCGGUGAUCUUCAGGGAAAGCCCACUCUUCGACCACAACAUCAACGAAGACGAGCUUUUUAAAACUCUCGGCUAUAAGUAAACAUCAAGAUGACGACAUUUUAGAUUAUGUUUAAAAAUCCGGCUUAACCCAUUUUCGCCUUGUUAUUGCUGUAUGUUACAAAUCCGAAGUCAUCAUUUUACAGAAAAUUUAAUUUAAUCUCAAGUCUUUUAAAGCGUGUGUCAAACUUAAAAUGUAUUUUUUUAUAAAAUUUAAAUAUAACGUACAGAUUUUAAUUCAAUAUUUAAAUAAAAAGAAAAGAAUAUCCCCUUGCAGAUUCGCAAUUAUUAAUAACUCUAUAACUCUAGACUCUCUCCAGAUUACCUAACAAAGAUUUGACAUGCACACUAUUUUAUGAUACCAAGAAUAUUUGGCUGGUUUCUAAAAUAUAGAAUUUGAUCUUUAGGCUGCGUUCUUGACAAAGUAGAGCAUGGUGGUCAAUACUUAUUAAGACAUAGUGAUAAAUACCUAUGACAUCUCUCUCUCUGACGCCAUACAAAACCCCAAAAUCACUCCUUCCCCGAUCUCUCUAUUAUCAAGACUUCCUACCAUUCCUUGACGCUAAGCUAGUCCAUCUCAAAUCCGUCUUGAAAUUCUAGUCAAUUAAUUUAUCUUGACUUCUAUAAUUAAAAAUCGUUGUCAAGCUGGGUGAUCAACUAUUUUUAAUUAUUGCGAUAUUGUAAUCAUGUAAUCGUGUACGGUUAAACAGUAUUAAUGUAAUGUUUACUCAUGAAUACAAAAUUAUUCCACGGC
Manduca sexta (tobacco hornworm) is the source of this 1090-nucleotide messenger RNA. RefSeq names its product pro-neuropeptide Y (gene NPF2). Gene Ontology annotation, cellular component: extracellular region. The transcript has 3 exons. The coding region runs from base 98 to 379 and encodes 93 amino acids. Gene Ontology annotation, molecular function: hormone activity. NCBI's taxonomy places the organism in Eukaryota, Metazoa, Arthropoda, Insecta, Lepidoptera, Sphingidae. The record is from RefSeq and is a predicted model, not a curated record.